Esox lucius (northern pike) is the source of this 2679-nucleotide messenger RNA. It is a transcript of the gene atg13, whose product is annotated as ATG13 autophagy related 13 homolog (S. cerevisiae). Bases 224 to 1858 code for a protein of 544 amino acids. Gene Ontology annotation, biological process: autophagosome assembly; mitophagy; protein localization to phagophore assembly site. The record is from RefSeq and is a predicted model, not a curated record. NCBI's taxonomy places the organism in Eukaryota, Metazoa, Chordata, Actinopteri, Esociformes, Esocidae. The transcript is spliced from 18 exons. Gene Ontology annotation, cellular component: Atg1/ULK1 kinase complex; extrinsic component of membrane; cytosol.
UUGGAAACACGUCAUACCCAGAAAGAAAAUAAACAAAAAUUGACCUGCUGUUCGAGGAUGAUGUACCAAUAACAUAAUGCGACGGUUUAACGUAUGCACUGUUAUUAGAAUAUACACAAUUUAGGUUAUUUGGGUAAUCUGACCUGCAUCUUUCAGCACAAUCAACGCUACAUUUAAGUACAAGUCGUGGAUUUCCGAUUUGUGAUGAGCUGGGCAUUCCAUUAUGGACAGUGAUCUAAGUCCUCAAGAUAAAAAAGACUUGGAUAAGUUUAUUAAGUUUUUUGCUUUAAAGACCGUGCAGGUGAUAGUCCAAGCAAGACUUGGAGAAAAAAUAUGCACACGGUCCUCAUCCUCACCCACAGGCUCUGAUUGGUUUAAUCUUGCAAUCAAAGAUAUCCCUGAAGUUACACAUGAGGCAAAGAAAGCUCUUGCUGGGCAGCUUCCCGGCAUUGGAAGAUCCAUGUGUGUUGAGAUCUCCCUCAAGACCUCAGAGGGAGAUUCCAUGGAGUUAGAGACAUGGUGUCUGGAAAUGAACGAAAAAUGUGACAAAGAUAUUAAGGUGUCCUACACUGUCUACAAUCGCCUGUCAUUACUGCUCAAGUCGCUGCUGGCCAUCACCAGGGUAACCCCUGCCUACAAACUCUCCCGAAAGCAGGGACACGACUAUGUUAUACUAUACAGGAUAUAUUUUGGAGAGGUUCAACUAACAGGAUUGGGAGAAGGCUUCCAGACAGUGCGUGUUGGUGUUGUGGGAACUCCUGUUGGAACCAUCACCUUGUCCUGUGCUUACAGGACAAACCUGGCAUUCAUGUCCACCAGGCAAUUUGAGAGGACAGCUCCAAUUAUGGGCAUAAUUAUUGACCAUUUUGUUGAGCGGCCUUUUGGCAACAUGGGACACAUGCACCCAUGUAACUACAGAGCGCCAGCAGAGGAGGAGGGAGGAUACACUGGGGUGGAGGAUUCUCAGGAAGUGUGCACCACCUCCUUCUCCACGUCCCCACCCUCACAAUGCGUUUCUGCUCUGAGUACGGCCCAUUUAAAGAGUCUUAAACCUGCAGUGAUGGAUACUCUGAAGGUUCCUGUGAUGAGCUUGGGCUUCUCACACCAACUCUACUGCUCUCGUCUUUCUUAUCAGCCUCCUGUGCUUGUUGGAGCUGCCGACUUCUGCCACCCCUCCACCCUAAACGCUGCCAACCCACACCAGAUGGGGAUUCCGGGCAAGGAGGGGGGUGUACCCCAGCAGGUGCCCGUGCAGCCUUGUCACGCGGCCCAGGCGGAACACGCACGAGCGUCCUCGUGCCUCCCCAACGACCACGUUCCGGCAGUGCCCUCCGGCAGCGGCGAGGACGCAGAGGCCUCGUCAAGGAGCACGGAUGGGAAGAGCGUCUCUCCCCGUGAUGUUAUGGAGACCACCUUUACCAGAAAAGUGGGUGCGUUUGUCAACAAGCCAGGGACACAGGUAACCACAGCAAGCCUGGACUUACCAUUCGCAGCAUUUGCUCCUAGAGCCUAUGACAUUGAGGAGAACGACCCUAUGGUCCAGCCCCCAGAGUCCCCGGCCACCUCCUCUCCCCUACAGGGCAGUUUGCACUCCCAGGGCUCUGGUGAGAGUGGAGUGCCGGCCCAGGAUGACUUUGUCAUGGUGGACUUUAAGCCUGCAUUCUCUAAGGAUGACCUUCUUCCCAUGGACCUUGGCACCUUCUACAGAGAGUUCCAGAACCCCCCACAGCUUGCUAGCCUCACUAUCGAUGUCAGUUCGCAAUCCAUGGCUGAGGAUCUGGACUCUCUUCCUGAAAAACUGGCAGUGUAUGAGAAGAACAUCGAUGAGUUUGAUGCAUUUGUGGACACGUUGCAGUAGGAAAAGGAAUAGAUCAACUGUCUCCAGUGACAGAUUAUCCCUUUUAGUCCAUCUGGAGGGUUUCUUCCCCUGUUUGUUUGCAUUCAGUCGCCUGUUCUGUCUCUGUUAAAACUGCCUUGAUUUGUAAUCACUGGUUGGUGAACUGCACAGUCAGUCUGUACCCAACUACAGAAAACAAAUACCAAAAAAAAGUGCAGCAGUUUCUUUCCAGAUGUGUGAAUAGCUGCGUAAUUUGCUAAUGUUAAGCAGACUGUCUGAUAGUGUAAAUACCAGAUCCUUUCUCACCUGGCUGUUAUACUGUAAAACUUAAUACAUGGUAACAAAUACGCUCAGUUCAUCAAAGAUGCUGUCCAAAUAAUGUCAGGAGGCGUUGUUAUUUCGGUCCUGUGCGACAGAAUGUUUAUGUCACCUAUGGAGUCAGACCAGGCAAUGUUUCAGUGGAUGUGAAAAAGCCAAGCUACAUAUGGAAAUGUAUCAACAUUAGUGGUCACUAUAUCUAAGACACGGUAAACAGGACGGAAUCAGUUUUGAAAGAGAAGUUCCUGUUUGUUGAAAAGGGGGUGGGGGGGAUCACAUUCUUUUGCUUUCUUUCUAGAAUCUAGAAUAAGAACUUUAGGACAAAAAGCACUGUGUGUCUCGACCAAUGACAUAACUCCCUGCUCACCUCCUUUGAAUCACCAUAUAAAGCAACCGUUCAUCGGCAAAGAGGAUAAACAUUAUUUGCACUUUUCAGUGUUUCAAUCUUAAAUCGUCCCUGAGUUUCCCAAUGCUUUCUUAAUAUGGCAUGGUCAUGUGUAAUAAAAGUUGUAUUUCAAAAGGUC